This is a messenger RNA of Syngnathoides biaculeatus (alligator pipefish), 5802 nucleotides long. RefSeq names its product rho GTPase-activating protein 26-like. Gene Ontology annotation, molecular function: GTPase activator activity; protein binding. Gene Ontology annotation, cellular component: cytoplasm. The coding region runs from base 219 to 2327 and encodes 702 amino acids. Gene Ontology annotation, biological process: signal transduction. The transcript is spliced from 22 exons. The record is from RefSeq and is a predicted model, not a curated record. NCBI's taxonomy places the organism in Eukaryota, Metazoa, Chordata, Actinopteri, Syngnathiformes, Syngnathidae.
UUACUCUCAUUGGAUGUUGCACUAGUCUAGUUCUCGAGUAAACGCGUGAAACUAAACAGGGUUUUGCAGGAUUUAAUAACGCAAGAUUAUGCAGCCGCUCUAGCAGCCCACGUCAGGGAUCGCCCUCUGUCGUCCUCGGAUCUUUUUUUUUUUUUUUUUUUUUUUUUUUUUUGAGCCGGCUCGUCCCAGCAGCUUGUGUGUGCAGUCAGGGGGCGAAGAUGGGACUCCCCGCCUUGGAGUUUAGUGACUGCUACCUGGAUAGUCCCCAGUUCAGGGAGAGACUCAAGUCCCACGAGCUGGAGCUGGACAAGACAAGCAAGUUCAUCAAGGAACUCCUCAAGGAUGGCAAGGCGCUCAUCCAGGCGCUCAAAAGUCUGUCUUCGGCCAAGAGGAAGUUUGCCGACUCCCUCAACGACUUUAAAUUCCAGUGUAUCGGGGACGCCGAGACGGAUGAUGAAAUAUGCAUAGCCAAGUCUCUUCAGGAAUUUGCAGCUGUUCUACAAAACCUGGAGGAUGAGAGGACACGGAUGAUUGAGAACGCCAAUGAUGUGCUCAUUAUGCCUCUGGAAAGGUUCAGGAAAGAGCAAAUCAGGGCAGCGAAGGAAGCCAAGAAAAAGUACGAUAAAGAGACAGAGAAAUAUUGUGCAGUACUAGAGAAGCACCUGAGUCUUUCGGCAAAGAAGAAAGAGUCUCAUCUGCACGAGGCGGACAACCAAGUAGAUAACGUGCGGCAGCAUUUCUAUGAGGUUUCUCUGGAGUACGUCUUCAAAGUGCAGGAGGUCCAAGAGAGGAAGAUGUUUGACUUUGUGGAGCCCUUGCUGGCCUUCCUACAAGGCCUGUUCACCUACUAUCACCAUGGCUACGAGCUGGCGAAGGACUUCAACCACUUCAAGACGGACCUCACAAUCAGCAUACAGAAUACACGAAAUCGUUUUGAGAGCACGAGGUCCGAAGUGGAGAGUUUGAUGAGGAAGAUGAAGGAGAAUCCACAUGAGCACACGAGUAUUAGCCAGCACACGAUGGAGGGAUACCUGUAUGUGCAGGAGAAGCGUUCCUUUGUGUCUACCUGGGUGAAGUAUUACUGCACGUACCACAGGGAGCCAAAGCGGGUCACAAUGGUCCUAUUUGACCCCAAAUCGGGGGGCAAAACUGGUGAAGAGGAGAGCUUCACACUGAAGUCCUGCACCAGGAGGAAGACAGACUCGAUUGAAAAAAGAUUUUGCUUUGAUGUGGAGGCUGUAGACAGGCCGGGAAUAAUCACCAUGCAGGCUCUGUCAGAGGAAGACCGCAGGUUGUGGAUGGAAGCCAUGGAUGGGAGAGAGCCGGUGUACAAUCUCAACAAGGACAACCAGACGGAAGGCAUGGCCCAGCUGGAUGUGAUCGGGUUCAAUGUGAUGAAAAAAUUCAUCUAUGCAGUGGAGACUCGAGGUAUCGAUGAGCAAGGCUUGUACAGAAUCGUCGGCGUCAGCUCUCGAGUGCAGAAACUAUUGAGCCUCGCCAUGGAUCCAAAGACAUGCGCUGAUGUAGAGCUGGAAAACCCCGAGUGGGAAAUUAAGACGAUCACCAGUGCUAUCAAGCACUAUCUCAGGGUGCUCCCCGCACCUCUCAUGACAUAUCAAUACCAGAGGAGCUUCAUCAAGGCUGCUAAGUUGGACAACCCCGAGGCCAGGGUGACAGAGAUCCACCGUCUGGUGCACCGACUGCCUGAGAAGAACCGGCAGAUGUUGGAGCUGCUUAUGAAACAUCUCUCCACUGUGGCCAAUCACCACCAGCAGAACCUGAUGACGGUGGCUAACCUGGGCGUGGUUUUCGGGCCGACUCUACUCCGCCCACAGGAAGAGACGGUCGCGGCCAUUAUGGACAUCAAGUUCCAGAAUAUUGUAGUGGAGAUCCUCAUUGAGCACCACGAGAAGAUAUUUCAGGAUGCGCCGAGCUCUGCGGGAGGUUUAACCAACACCCAGCUCAACCAGUCCAGGAGGAGAAGCACCGACAGCAAAGCUCCGUCCUGCAUUGAAAGACCUCUCACGCUCUUCCAGACACCGACACAUUCCCUCAAAGGUGAGAAGAGGAACAGCUUGGUCAACGCCACGAUGGGCGAGCUGCAGCAGGCCGCGUCGUCCUCCGCCAACUGCAACAGCAGCAGCAACAGCAGCAGCAGCGGCAGCAGCAGCAGCGCCGGCAGCCAAGGUUUGACGCCCAGACACAGCCUGACCAGCAAUGACGGAGAGCACGACACCAGGCACACCCGUCCCAACUCACUAUGUCUUUCAAUUGCAGCCGUGACAGCAGAGAUGGAACAAUCGAAUCUUCCCAGGACCGUGAGAUAAGAAAAGUAGCAAGCCAACUUCCGAUCAGCGGCUCGUCCUCUUCGUCUGCAGCACUCUAAAUGCAAUUUAGCUGUAAUGACUUGGUUUGUGUACGCACCGAGUCACAAUGUGCAAUCAUGUGUGCCCUUAUGGUCAAAAAUAAUCUCAUGUGCCACAUCCAUGAACCAGCUACUGAGUCUCCAAUGAUAAAUGACAUAAAACUGCUGCUUGCUUAAAAGACAAAAUCGUCCUUUAUAGAUGACAAUAAGGUGGUGUACACUCUGGACCGGUCAACAAGUAAUCAUUUGCAUUCACACCUAUGGACAAUUUUGAGUCUUCAAUCAACCCUACCGAUUGUCCGUUAUAUCAAUAAUGAUGCAUCAUCAGCUACACUCGUCCACAGAGCUCGUGUGUCUGCCUGCUUCUGCGAGGGGCAAUCUGGCUAGUGUUUGUGGUCAUGUGACUGCCUGGCUAUGUUUGAUUAGCCAAAUGGAGUCAAACAUCUCUAGUAGUUACAAAGGAUUGGUGAAAAUGGAGUCACUAGCCUCUCACAUAAGUACUAAUGCAGGUAGUGAGCACAAUGUUCAUUGUAACAGAGUCAAAGUAGUGUUACUUAAUAAAAAUAGGAAAUAAAAGUAAAACGUAUGUUCAAUUGAAAUUACCGUAAUUCCCGACCUACGGAGCACACUGGGUUACAAGCCUCACCGAGUACAUUUGUAAAGGAAAUACCAUUUGGUACAAACAUACGCCGCAAGUGCCCACAUUGAAACCCACAUUGAAACACGAGAUAUUUACAGAGACGGUACACAGAAAGAGUUUAACGCUAGCGCUAAUGCUAACAGGGUCGGUUAAAAUAAAACUUACCGGUCAAUAUCCCUGAGGUACACCAGUAGCACAGCAGCAACAUGCUAGCACAGCGCUACCGCUAGCGCAGUGCUAACAGGGCCGGUAAAAGUCACUUCCUUGGCACAUAUACUCCACCGGUAUCAUUCUUACCUUUUCUGCUCGAGUCCCCCCUUGCGGCCGUUAGAAAAAAAAUGCACAAAUUAACCACAUCACCGCAUAAAACGCAGGGUUGAAAGCGGGUGAAAAAAGUCGCAGCUUGUAGGCCGGAAAUUACGGAAAAUGGACGAUUUAAGCAACAGCGUAAAUGUACUGGCUACUACGCACUCAUGCCCGCGGAGUGUGAAUGUGAGCGUGAAAGGCUGUUUGUGCCUUGUGAUUGGCUGGCAACCAAUCCAGGGUGUGCACGACCUCACGUUCAAAAUCUGCUGGGACAAGAUGCACAGUGGUGGUUCCGUGAGCAAUAGAGCGACCGCAGCUACUCGGACAGCUGCAGCAAAGCCGAGUGGGCAAAAACAGAAAAAAAAACCCCAAAAACCACUCAUGCUCCUUGUGAUCCCCGUUUAAAGUAUAUUUUCUUUGCUCCCAUGCGCUGGGCACACAAAGCAACAUUGCAUUGUCAGCCAUCCAGUGCAGCGCAAGUAAAGGACGUGAACGCGUAAUGGGUGUUUAUGGGGACUGAUGGCCUGCCAGCAGAUCGAGGAUGAAAUAAGGCAGCACCUUUUUGAUGGAAUCAUGCUUGUCAAAAAAUGUCGGCCCGGAAAUUAAAUAACCAUCUGUUGUCACGUUUAUGAUUUUUCCAGUGAUUCUGCUUUUCUUUUCUGCUAAAGGACACGAAAUAAAACACAACUGUUUGUAGCUUUAAGUCAGAUCAAAUAUCUUGAGCUGCCAAAAAGUGAUACUAAAAGUUGAUAGUUGAGAAGAGGAAAGGAUUUUAAAGAUGAUAUAUUGACUGGAAUAGUGGUUAAUGUACAGUAUGUUCUUAAGGUGAGAUGCCACUGAUUUUUCGUCAUUAUUCUUGAUAAUCAUUAAUGACCUUUUGGUGGGUUUGCAAGAUGAUUUAAAUUGAAAAUGCUCAGGAAGUCCCGUGUCAAAUUAUUCCCUUUGGUGUUUUUAUAUCUGGCAGUUGCGGCUGGCUUUAUUAUUAAUAUGUGACUUAACUAAGUGCUGCUCUGAUUGGCCGUUGGCAAAUCGCGAUAUAUUGUUCCCAGGAUGAAUGGGCAUAGAGCAACUACGAAGUGGGGGCGUGUUCUUAAAUAUUAAUGGGCUUUAACAACGUGACACUGUCAGCAUUUUCAAAAUGUUCUCGUUUGCGGGACUUUCGCACUCAGUCGACAAACCGCGUAAAUGUCAAACAAACCAGGUGACAGGCUUAUUUUUACCUAUGUUAUGCAUAAAGCAGUAGAAAAAUGGAUUCUGAAUGGUAUGUUAAUGUUUCUUCUGAGAAUACAUUUGUGCAAUUUGAGCGCGUAGCCUCUCAUCCUUGCAGUAAAUAACAUGUCAGUGAACGUGAUGACAGUCGAAAUGCCUCCACCGUAUGAACAAAAUGUUUCCAGACAAGAGGUCUUGUACAAAGUGAUAAGUUGUCUCAUUUGAAAAUGUCAUGUGGUUUACAAGUUUUAUAAAAAGAUUGCCUCCUCCGUCGACUUACGAGUUACGUCAGUGCUCUAAUCUUUUUUUUUUUUUUUUUAACAUUUUCAAAGACAACGAAAUCCAUAUUGUAAUAAAACUUUAUAAAAGAAAAAGUGCUGUUGUGUGUACCUGUACAUGUGCCUUUAAGGGGUGUGCCCUCAUAAGCUGCACUCGGUUAAUUCAUUCUAAGCGUGAGUAUUGUCUUCCUGAAUUUGUGAUAUUGACUGCUUGGAUUGUUUAAUAAUCGUCUGAAAGUUCAUUUUCACUGUGUCUCUCCAUGGCCCCAUGCCACAGUGUAUAUACGCAUUUUUUUCCCCCUCUUCACUUGAGUAGUGGCGUUUGUGAAGUUUACGCGUAACUUCCAUUCUGUGCGACCAUAAGCACAUUCAAGGUGUUGCCCCACUGUUGGGGUCCACAAGUCGACUCGUUGACUUUCUUACUCCGCAGUGAUGGUGAAAGCGGGAUGUCCUCAAGUUGCUAAUACCAUAUUUUUUAUUUAUUUUUUUUAAUGGAAGGAAGAGGCGGAGCCCCUUGCAGCUGCGCGAGUCUGUCACGUGCUUCCAAUUGAUUUAAAUUGUCGUUCUAUGUGGAAAAACAAGUCAAGAAUAAUAAAAAGCUAGGUUUUCAACCCACCUGUGGAGCAAUUAUGUUAUUAUACUGGUGUGCUCUUAUUAUGAAGGGCUGAGUUUACCGGUUACAGGACGUUUCCCAAACCUUUAUAUAUGAAUAUAUAUAUAUAUAUAUGUAUGUAUAUAUAUAAAGACAUAUACCAUAUUUUCCGCACUAUAACAUGCACCUAAAAGCCUUUAAUUUUCUCAAAAGCAGACGGUGCGCUUUAUAAUCCGGUGCGCCUUAUAAUGUGGUGCGCCUUAUAAAUGGGAAAAGAUUUAAAAUAGGCCAUUCAUUGGAGGUGAGCCUUACAAUGCGGUGCGCCUUAUAGUGUGAAAAAUGCAGUGUAUAUAUGUAUAUAUAUUUUGUACUGUACUGAAAUCGAGUAAACACUUACUGUGCUAUAUUUUUC